CACCAUUUAUGAACUCACGUAUAUAAGCACUCCUCUGUGAAGCAGCUCCAUAUCACCAGCAAGGGGUUUAAGCAGUCUUCUUUGUCCACACUGACAAACAAGCAGAAAGGAUGAAGGUGCUGCUCGCUGUAGCUGCUGUUCUAGCCGUGGCCAACUGUGCCAGCCUGUCUCUGGAGGACCUGGAGUUCCACGCCUGGAGGCUGAAGUUUGGGAGGACUUACAGCUCUCCAACGGAGGAGGCUCAGCGAAGGCAGACCUGGCUGAACAACCGUAAACUGGUGCUGGUGCACAACAUCUUGGCAGAUCAGGGCAUCAAGUCGUAUCGCCUCGGCAUGACUUACUUUGCUGACAUGGAAAAUGAGGAGUACAAGCGCCUGAUCUCUCAGGGCUGCCUGGGCUCCUUCAAUGCCUCUCUGCCCCGCCGAGGUUCCACCUUUUUCCGUCUGCCUGAAAACAAAGACCUGCCUGCCGCUGUUGACUGGCGGGACAAAGGAUAUGUCACUGACGUGAAGGACCAGAAGCAGUGCGGCUCCUGCUGGGCUUUCAGUGCUACUGGAUCGCUGGAGGGCCAGACCUUCAGGAAGACCGGCAAGUUGGUUUCUCUGAGUGAGCAGCAGCUGGUUGACUGCUCUGGUGACUAUGGGAACAUGGGCUGCGGCGGUGGACUGAUGGAUGAUGCCUUUAGGUACAUCCAAGCCACUGGAGGGAUAGACACAGAGGAGUCCUACCCUUAUGAGGCUGAGGACGGGGAAUGCCGUUACAAACCAGAUGCAGUCGGCGCCACAUGCACCGGCUAUGUUGAUGUGAGUUCAGGUGACGAGGAUGCGCUGCAAGAGGCUGUGGCCACCAUUGGACCAAUUUCUGUGGGCAUCGAUGCAUCUCACAUUUCCUUCCAGCUUUAUGAGUCAGGACUGUAUGAUGAGCCUCAGUGCAGCAGCUCAGAACUGGAUCACGGUGUCCUGGCUGUGGGAUACGGUUCAGAAAAUGGCCAAGACUACUGGCUGGUGAAGAACAGCUGGGGUCUGACAUGGGGAGAUCAGGGAUAUAUCAAGAUGUCCAAGAACAAAAGCAACCAGUGCGGGAUUGCCACAGCAGCUAGCUACCCAUUGGUUUAAACUGAUUCAAGACAUUUCUCUGUGAGGAGCAGGAGGACACUGAGAUCUAAUUCAAGUUGAUUCUACUGUGAAACAAUAUUUUAUUUUUUUAUUUUUGAAAGACACCUGAGAGCAUAAUCGUGAUUCAAAUUGACUCAUACUAAAUGUAAAAAUGUUUUUUUAAGAGAAAAAAUGUGAAGAAAUAAAAAAUACUAUCCAAAACACA
Oryzias latipes (Japanese medaka) is the source of this 1320-nucleotide messenger RNA. It is a transcript of the gene ctsl.1, whose product is annotated as cathepsin L.1. Lineage: Eukaryota; Metazoa; Chordata; Actinopteri; Beloniformes; Adrianichthyidae. The record is from RefSeq and is a predicted model, not a curated record. Gene Ontology annotation, biological process: proteolysis. Gene Ontology annotation, molecular function: cysteine-type peptidase activity.